Messenger RNA from Scomber japonicus (chub mackerel), 2118 nucleotides. RefSeq names its product sialoadhesin-like. Lineage: Eukaryota; Metazoa; Chordata; Actinopteri; Scombriformes; Scombridae. The record is from RefSeq and is a predicted model, not a curated record. The transcript has 11 exons. Bases 70 to 2118 code for a protein of 682 amino acids.
AGUUUAAUAAACUGGACAAUUUUCACAUAAGAUCAUCAGUUAAAGGAUUUUACUGCUGCUCUGAUUCUGAUGUGGACUCGUUGGGUGAUGAGAUUGAUGGCAGUCCUUUCUACAAAUAUGUUGACAGUCAACAUGUUACUGAGUGUCUUCUUUCUUCCAGGUGCUUUGGCUGCUUGUCCUGAAGAUUCAGCCCUCUUCAUCACUGCACCACUGAAGAUGGAAGCACUGAGUGGAUCUUGUUUGCUAAUCCCGUGUAACUUUAGUGCUAGAAAAGCAACAGAAUUUGAUGGAAGCAGAGAAACAACUGGAGUGUGGAUUAAAAAUGACCCAUAUUUUAAACAAAAUUCAAACAAUGUGAUUUUCAACAGUAGUCAGACUGUUAACACCUAUCCAAUGAAAAUUACUGGAAACCUGAAAGAGAAAAACUGCACCACUCUAUUUUCCAAUUUAAUCACAACAUAUACAGACAUAUACUACUUUAGAGUUGAGAACUGGCCAUUCUUGUCAACAGCUGUUUGUGAUCCUCUUCAUAUAACAGUCACAGAUUCUCCUCCGAGCCCAACAAUUAAACACUCAGGUGAGCUGAAGGAGAAGGAGUCUGUCACUAUAACCUGCUCAGCUUUCACUCCCUGUCCACACUCCCCUCCUAAACUCACCUGGAAUCUCCAACAAGACGCUCACAACACAAUAGAGGAGAACACAGAUCAAACCUUUACCACUAAAAUCCAGAAGACCAUCACUCUGUCUGACAAGGAUGAUGGAUACACCAUCACCUGUUCUUCCAUCUACUCUGUGAAUGAAGGACACAAUGUUAAGUCAGCAGAGGGAAAAGUGACUCUCAAUGUUUCAUAUGCUCCUAAAGACACCUCAGCAAUGAUCAGUCCAUCAGGUUUGGUGUCACCAGGUAGCUGGGUGAACCUGACCUGCUCUAGCAGAGCCAAGCCUGCCGCCAACUUCAUCUGGUUCAAGAUCACCAAAGAUGGACUCAUGAGACUAUCUGAUGGAGACUUCUACAGCUUCAUUGUGACAGAUGGAGGAGUUUAUUACUGUGUGGCCACAAAUGAUGUUGGUACUCAGUCAUCAUCACGGAUCCAUCUGACUAUUAAAGAUUCUCCUCCGAGCCCCACAAUUGAAAUCUCAGGUGAGCUGAAGGAGAAGGAGUCUGUCACUAUAACCUGCUCAGCUUUCACUCCCUGUCCACACUCCCCUCCUAAACUCACCUGGAAUCUCCAACAAGACGCUCACAACACAAUAGAGGAGAACACAGAUCGAACCUUUACCACUAAAAUCCAGAAGACCAUCACUCUGUCUGACAAGGACGAUGGAUACACCAUCACCUGUUCUUCCAUCUACUCUGUGAAUGAAGGACACAAUGUUAAGUCAGCAGAGGGAAAAGUGACUCUCAAUGUUUCAUAUGCUCCUAAAGACACCUCAGCAAUGAUCAGUCCAUCAGGUUUGGUGUCACCAGGUAGCUGGGUGAACCUGACCUGCUCCAGCAGAGCCAAGCCUGCCGCCAACUUCACCUGGUUCAAGAUCAACAAAGAUGUUCACAUGAAAGUAUCUGAAGGAGACUUUUACAGCUUCAAUGUGACAGAUGGAGGAGUUUAUUACUGUGUGGCCACAAAUGAUGUUGGUAAUCAGUCGUCAUCAGAGAUCCAUCUGACUAUUAAAGCAAAACCACAGUGGGCAGUUCUUGGAGGAAUCAUUGGGAUCAUCAUACUCAUCUGCCUGGUUGUCACUGUGUGCACUCUCAUGUUUCUCAAGUGGUUUAAGUCGACACAUCCACAACAGACUGAGAGUCAAACAGGUGAAGAAGAGCUAGCUAAAACAGAAGAAGAAGGGAUCCAUUAUGGAGAGAUCAACUUCUCCAAGCAGAGACCUGGACAGUCCUCUGACUCAGUGCAGGCCAGCAGAGAGCAGCAGGAUAUUGUGUAUGAACAGGUCAAAGUGUCCUCGCCACAGACUGCUGACUGCCCAGAGGAGCUGUAUGCUCAAUCCUCUGACUCAGUGCAGGCCAGCAGAGAGCAGCAGGAUAUUGUGUAUGACCAGGUCAAAGUGUCCACGCCACAGACUGCUGACGGCCCAGAGGAGCUGUAUGCUCAAGUGAAGAAGAAAUGA